GUAGAAUGUUCCAUUCCUGCUCUGUAUCUGUUUAUUAGAACAGCUGGUGACCACAGAUUUUCACCAUUUAAUGGGAGGGACUCCUGGGCUGGGCACAGCUCCCUUUAUGACAGGUUUGUUUGCCAAUACUAAUUUUCUACUUAAUUAUGGUUGUUACUGAGCCCUGGCUGGUAUUUUGGGGUGUGAACCUGCAGAGGGAGAUCUAUAUGUUUGUCUUGGCUUAGGUUGCUACUAAACGCACAGAAAACUUGAAAAUUGUGAAGAAAUGUUAGUGAAUAAAAACAGCUGCUUCAAGCUGUGCAAUAAUACUUUUCUUUUUUGAGAUCCAAACUCAAAUACAACAACAAAAAAGCUGCUAGUUCUCUGAAUGCGAUUGAAUGUGUUGAUAAUGACCUCUGCAGCACUGUAUAGUUUCCUCAGACCGCCACAUUUACUCGUGGCAGUCUUGGUUGAUUAACCUGGCAGUGGAAAUCCAGUGGGAUGCUUGAUUUGGCUGUGUCUGCAUUUCCAUGUUUUACAUGCAGUAGGAUUCAUAUUGGAGGACUCCAAACUUGGAAAUUCACCUUCUCCUUUCAAGAAACAUCUGGGUUGCAUGAGUGCAUGCUGUAAGGUCUCUCUCUUGCCUAGAUGGUUUGAUAGAAGAAUUUCUUUGAUAUUGAACCCCAGGAGAUGAUGCGUAUAUAAAUGUCAUAUUAUUUCAGGUUUUGAUAUAGGUCAUUUAGAAUAAACUCAAUGUCCUUGUAUGUGUUAGUACAACAAGCUCACCUUUAGGUUGUAGCUCUUCCAGUCACAUAGUGACAUGCUUGUAGGUCUGAUGCUGCCUGUUAGAGAAGUGAUUUUCCUAUUAUGACCUGCAGCGUUGCUCGUGGGGGUCAGUGGUGUGGAUCCCAGAUGUGGGUGUAAAGAUGGUCCACAUGAGGAUCUUUUCCUCUGGAAAAGCUGGGCAGCUGUUGAAAAGGCAUCACCAGUACUUCCUGCCUUUCUUCCUUUUCCUUCAAACCUUUGUAUAGAAGCCAGGAAGGGAGAACCACGAGUACAUAAACACUUUAGGGUCUGUGUAUUGUUCUCUGAAAUUAAAAAAUCAUUGCACCCCUUCCUCCCUGCUGUUUAAGUGCAGUCUGGAACCUAAUAUCUAAAACAAUAAUUUUAUGUGGCUUUAUAUGUUUUGGGUUUUUUCUGAAAACAUAAAAUUCAGGAUAUAAACAUCCCCAUGUCCUGGAACACUCAUAGGAGACAGAGUUUUUUAUCUGUUGCAUGGAGACAGAGAUGAAUAGAGAGAAAGAUAACAUGCUCUCAGGAAAAAUCCUGGGAAAAGAAAAACAGUAGCUUGGCGGUUGUUUUUUAAAUAAAGAGGAAAUUGUAGAAGGGUGAUAGAGCUGGCCUAACGUAAACAUUAUCUGAGACUCCUUAUUUCUGAAUUACAAUGUAAACACCGUUACUGGAAUUGCAUGAAACAAAUCUGAUGUUGACUCUCUCCUUGUUCUGUUUCCUAGAUCCGGUAACACCUUUUUUCCUACUUCUGAAAAGUUGCUAAGGAUUCAUUUGAUUCGAACACACCACUGACAAAUCAGCACAAUACAAUAUAAUGAUUUGGAAGAAAUUUCUGUAGGAGUUCAUCACUGAGACUGUUUCCCAGGAUCUCUGCAGGAAACAACUUCUGUGGGUAAGCAUGGGCUGCCGGGAUGUGCAUGCAGCAACAGUACUGGCCUUCCUCAGUGGAACAGCCUCAGUAGCUGGACUCCUUGCAGCAGUUCUGCUUCCAAACUGGAGGCAAAUGAGACUGUACACAUUCAACAAGAAUGAGAGGAAUGUGACCGUUUACACUGGACUCUGGAUUAAGUGCGCUCGCUUUGAUGGGAGCAGAGACUGUGUGAUAUAUGACCCACAGUGGUACACUGCUGUCGAUCAACUGGAUUUACGUGUUCUUCAGUUUGCCCUUCCGCUGAGUAUGUUAACGGCUGUCUCAGCUCUGUUUCUCUGCUUGAUUGGCAUGUGUAACACAGCCUUUGUAUCGACCGUGCCGAACAUCAAAUUGGCCAAAUGCCUUGUAAACAGUGCGGGCUGCCAUCUCGUGGCUGGCCUCUUGUUCCUGCUUGCGUGUGCCAUUUGUCUUACUCCAUCGAUUUGGGUCAUUUUUUAUAACAAUUAUCUGAACAGAAAGUAUGAGCCUGUCUUUAGCUUUGACAUCUCUGUAUUUAUUGCCAUUGCCAGUGCUGGUGGGCUGUUCUUCACUUCCGUCCUGCUGUUUCUGUGGUACUGCGCAUGUAAAAGCCUCCCUUCUCCUUUCUGGCAGCCCCUCUAUUCGCAUGCACCUAGCAUGCACAGCUAUGCCUCUCAGCCAUAUUCUGCACGCUCUCGCCUCUCGGCCAUAGAAAUUGAUAUUCCUGUUGUGUCACACGCAUCUUAAGAAGGCAAAGUUUUGGAAGCCGAGUUGUUGUGCUCAUUCAAACCAUGAAAAUUGCAGGCUUGAUUCUCUCUGCUGCCUUGCACUGAGCAUAAUCAUUUGUAAGGUCAAGUUACCCGAGGUGCAAAGCAAUGGAGACCCGAGGUCAGCAAGUCCAUUGCUGUUCUUGAUUGUUACUUCCUGACCAACUUUUUUCUUUAACUCUGAGCUCACUACAAACAAAAUUGCUGCUAAUGCUGGGACAAUACAUUAACAAUAGUAUCCGUCCAUCCUUCCGCAUACUGAAAUCAAAGCGAGGUUGAAUCCCUUUGGUAUUUGAUAAGCUAUUACUAGAUUCUGAUCCCAUUGUAAGAGCUACAUAGGUGGACUCAUGCACCCGUGCAUUAUCCACACACCAGCGGUGGACCUGGGUGCAGGGGCUUCACUGAGUUUCUUGUUCAUCUAGACACACAUGUUUCAAGGUGCAAUGUUUGAAAAGGGUAUUUGGCAGACCAAUUCAGUUCUUUGGCACUGUUCUUUGUAUUCCACUGCACACACAAAAAGCUAC
Athene cunicularia (burrowing owl) is the source of this 2951-nucleotide messenger RNA. RefSeq names its product claudin 12 (gene CLDN12). Bases 1670 to 2407 code for a protein of 245 amino acids. The record is from RefSeq and is a predicted model, not a curated record. Gene Ontology annotation, cellular component: plasma membrane. The transcript is spliced from 3 exons. Lineage: Eukaryota; Metazoa; Chordata; Aves; Strigiformes; Strigidae.